ACCGAAUCCAGCCUACCACCAAAUACCCCGAAACAAAAUCCUCACUUUAACGACUGCGACUAAUUGAUACAUAUACAUAUUCGAGAUGUUCGACCUGCCGAACGCGAAACGCGUUCGGCGCAAUGAAAUUCUGUCUCCGUCGUCAUCACGGUCUCCCUCGCCUCAGCCUGAAGAUACCCUUACCAAUGGGUAUGAGCGACUAGGUGCAUUGUUGAACCUUGAUUCCUUGAUUCAGCCCGAACAACAACCGGAACAACCGGAUGCCCAAGCCACUAAUGUAAAAGACGAGGAAGAAGAGGAGCAAGAAUUCGAGUUCCGACUUUUCAGCGCGCCGGUUCGGGACUCUACUGCUGCUGCUACGCAAGAUGCAGGCUCCGCUGCUACAGAGGAAAAGAAGAAUGACGUCGGGGCGGCAGGGAUGCAGAAGUUGCGGAUUCGAUUACGAUCUCCGACGCCCGGAGCUAGGGGUCCUGAUGAUGGGGGGUUCGUGAAGCCGUUUCGUGGAUGGGAUUAUUACUUUUCUACUCCAGGGUUGCUUUCUGGGUCGAAGGAGGAUGAUCCGAAGCUUACACUGAGGAGGAAGCAAUUUGAAGAGGUCGCUGUUAGUGGAGAGCAAAUGGGGGAGUGGGCGAAGGUUCCUUGGCCUGGAUGUCACUUACCGUGGCGUGUGAUUCAUUGGAAAAGACACCAGACGAAACUGCCUCGAGAGGACACUAGUACCGCUGUGUUCAUCGCCGGGCCUCAGAUCAGAGACCCUAAGUCUCGGAAGAAGCCGGGCAAAAAGCGACGGCUCCAGCUUCGCAAGCGCCUGGCAGUGGCGGAGCGGGCAAAGGAAACGGACGCUGAGAAACGGAAUCGCAAGAACCGGGAGAAGAAGAUUAAGCGGAGACAGAAGGCAAGAGAAAUGAAAGCGGCGGCGGCGGCCUCGGGACAAAGCCAGGAUACACUCGCUAUUGAAGAGGAUGAUGCUUCAUCGCAGGGAAGUGAUUGAUGUAAUCCCAGUGAUGUGCUUCGCAAUGGUCUUUGCUAUAGGUCACAAUACCCUUGUUUGAAUCGGGCGUUGAACAUGAGAUGAAUGGUUUUCUUAUUCCAUUUAACACUAAGUCACCAUGAAGGCGCAGUUCGGUUCAAGAACUACCAUGAAGGAUAAUGAUGAUCGGCACAAGGCCUGUAUUACAAACAUUUUUCAGUGAAACCAGGAUCUGAAGAAGAAACCGGGGGUAUUAUACGAGUGACACGGCCGACAAACAUGGGUACAGGACC
This is a messenger RNA of Aspergillus caelatus, 1263 nucleotides long. RefSeq names its product DUF2011 domain-containing protein. NCBI's taxonomy places the organism in Eukaryota, Fungi, Ascomycota, Eurotiomycetes, Eurotiales, Aspergillaceae. Bases 86 to 991 code for a protein of 301 amino acids. The record is from RefSeq and is a predicted model, not a curated record. The transcript is spliced from 3 exons.